CGUCUCUCGCUUUCUCAUGACACGCAGUCGGCGCUGUGUUUGAAAGAGAAACUUUAUUGACACAAUCCUCGUUCACAGUUGACAGGGCUGGAGCAGGGUUGUCCUUCAGUGGAGAUAGCUAAGUAGCUUCCCUCAACCUUUAGUGUUUUUAAACGCGGAAUAACAGUGCGCAAAGGGGAAUAAUGGCGGCAAAGAUUCUGCCUGUGGUGAAACUGGCCACCAAGGUGACCAUUGCAGGAGGAGCCCUGUAUGUGGCCUAUGACUCUGGCCUGUUGGGGAGCAGUGAGCAGGGCUCAGAGGCUCUCGGAAAGGCAAAGGCUGUUAUCCCCCCUGCUAUAGAGGAAUGGAUGAAGUACUUCGGCCUGCAGGCUCAGCUUCCCACCAUUCCCAAGAUUGAAUUCUCCCCUGUUCAGUCAUGGAACUCUGGAGUGCGGUGGACUAUUACAAGUCUUUCGGACGCACCAACAAAAGCCAGUGACUACACAAAUCAGGGAUUGCAGUAUGUUAAAGACCUCACCAAAUGAACAGGAACUUUCUGGACAACCUAAAGUUUAUCAAUCUUUUUGAGUUUUGCACUUAAGAAAUGACAUUACUGCUUCGAAAGUUGUAGCCCCUCACAGGAAAGAAGAAACAACAUGAAACAAUGAAUAGAUGCAAAGAAGUUGUAAAAUUUGGCUAAGAGGAGUGUAGUCCUCUGAAAUGGCACUGUGGUUCUCUAAAUGGACGUGGCAUUUGUUAGGUAUGGUGUAUAUAAUGCUGAAAUGCAUUUUGGGAAAAGUUGUUUCUUUUUGUGUAUAAUACCAACUUUAAUUUUUCAGAUUUGACAGACGGAUAUAUUUUACCUCCCUCUUCUUUCAUCCACUCAGAUGUUAUAAAGAGGAAUGUCUCAUGUAUAUAUGUAGUUUCUCCAUUUGUGACUUAACAAUACACCAAUCUUAAAACGUA
Molecule: messenger RNA, 945 nt
Organism: Notolabrus celidotus (New Zealand spotty)
Lineage: Eukaryota; Metazoa; Chordata; Actinopteri; Labriformes; Labridae
Gene: micos13
Product: mitochondrial contact site and cristae organizing system subunit 13
Exons: 4
Coding region: 183-524 (113 amino acids)
Biological process (GO): cristae formation
Cellular component (GO): mitochondrial crista junction; MICOS complex
Source: RefSeq, a predicted model, not a curated record